GCCUAGCGCGGUCGUAGGAAGUUUGACUCCUCUCCCUUGCCGUAGCGAUCGCUCCGGGCCUCUCUCCCGCCUUUCCACUUGUUCUCCUCCCCGGGCGGGAACCACGAACCGCCGCUGGAGAACGGAGGCGGCCCCCUCGGCCCAGAAGCAUGGAAUCCUUUUAAAAUUCAUUUCUGAAGAAUCAUACAGUACAGGAUACAAUGGACUCCACUUAACAGGAGCAAUAGCCUGCUUAAACCACAAGUGUAUCUCCUGGGAUGCCUGAAAGUCAAGGGAAAGACAGCGAAAGCCACAUCAGCAGCAGUAGUUCCAGCACUAGCAAUUCAGUUGCUUGCUUCGGACAGUAUCAAUACACAGCAAGUGAAUAUCAAGCUAUCCAGCAUGCUCUUCGUCAGAGACUGGGUCCAGAAUAUAUCAGCAGUCGGCAAGCUGGAGGAGGACAAAAGGUCUGUUACAUUGAGGGUCACAAGGUAAUCAGCCUGGCCAAUGAGAUGUUUGGCUUCAAUGGCUGGGCUCAUUCAGUCACUCAGCAGAAUGUUGACUUUGUUGACCUCAACAAUGGCAGGUUCUAUGUGGGGGUGUGUGCAUUUGUGAAAGUUCAGCUUAAGGAUGGGUCAUACCAUGAAGAUGUGGGAUAUGGAGUCAGUGAAGGCCUAAAGUCUAAGGCCUUGUCCCUAGAAAAGGCAAGAAAGGAGGCAGUAACAGAUGGAUUGAAGAGGGCACUCAAGUGCUUUGGGAAUGCUCUUGGGAACUGCAUCCUAGACAAAGACUACCUACGAGCCGUGAAUAAGCUUCCACGUCAGAUGCCCCCUGAGUUAGAUUUGGUCAAAGCUAAAAGAGAGGACUAUGAGCCUGAAAUAGAGAAAGCAAGAUACAGUAGCUGCUUGGAAAGGCAGAAUGCAGGAGAGAGACAACAUUGUGAGAUGGCAUCUACUUGUGAGCCUGGUCGGACAGAGGCUGCUCUAGUGACAGGAGAUCAGAAACAGCCAAAUAGUUCCAGGGGCAGAAAUACGGACUCCUUAGCUAUUGAGUGUGAUGCCACUUACCAGCGGAAAUUGCGACAAAAGCAGCUACAGCAACAGUUCCGGGAACAGAUGGAGAAAAAGCAUCAGGUUCCAGUAGUUGCUCCUAGCAGCAAACAGGCAACAUCUGAUCCUCCUGUAAAGCACAGCACUCCAGCAGCAGUACAACAGGAGCUAGCAAUAGAAGAGGAGUUCUUCGCAGAUGAUCCUGAACUUUGGGACAUUUCCUUGGAGACCACUGAUCUGAAUAUAACGGGUCACAAAAUGGCAGACCCAUCAGCUGGACACCGGACACCAGAAACACCCCGUGGACGUCAUCAAAUGACUACUCGUAACAGGACGCCUCACAGAAUGCCUUACCACAAAGCUUCUGCUAGACUUGCACAACUGCAGCCAUCUGCUAUAAUCAUGAGCAACAGCAGCUGCGCCAACCAGCGCACCCCAGAGUGCAGCCCCCACAGAAGUCAAAGCUUGAAGAAGAGGAGGCUAGAACCUACAUAGGCCACCUGCUGUAUCAGCACCUCCGUACUGGAUUACAUCAGUAGACUGCAGUCGGCUGCUCAAAUUAUGUGAGGAAAUCUAAUGCAUUAAUGGAUUUUCCUGUAUAUUAUGGUGAAGCAACACAGAAGAGUUUAAUACAGCCAGCAAGAACUUAAUGUACUUUUAGGUUAUUGCGUGUUUCAGAUGCCUUUUUCUAUAAACAAGCAAUCAUUUGUGCUUCUGCCGCACCUAGACUUGUGGCUGGAUCACAAGCUGACGUUAAACAUAAUUUGCCUGAAAUGGUAACAGAAUUAAUCUUUAAAGUGAGACUCAAUUCAUAGCUUCUUUCUCCUUCAGCGCUGCAUUUCAGCAUAGAGAAAAGAGAUUUUCAGUAAAACAGGGCAAGGGUGGGUUAUGGCCAGAUGGCAAAGCUGCGGUCUCCCAUUCGGUGAGGCCAAGGGUGCGAAGCUGGAGCAGCGUCUGCCUCUGAUGCGCAGCACGACCAGGGUGGGAGCCCAGUGCUCCUCCACACCUUGUCCCCCAGCUGCACGCGAGUCACCCAGCUGUGCCCGCGCAACAGGGCAGUGCAGGGGCAGGAGCACACCGAGACUGCUGCCAGGGAGUUGCGCAUAGCAUCUCGAGCAGCAUUUGUUCGGACCCUUUGUAAAAUGAAUAGGUGCUGCACUUUUGUUUUUAAAUAAGCUUUCAACCCUUUUCAAUAUGAAAAUAAACACAAAAUUUGAAAAACAAACUCCUCUUGUAGCUGUUCCUGCCUCUAUACCCUUCAAACCAUUACAACUCCUUUCCUGUUUAGCAAGCUCAAAGAAGUUAACACAUUCUGACAAGUUACAAGUAAGAAGCUAGAGAGACCACCACCGUGUUGGUACAGCCUCGCAUUUGCUUUAAGAUAGGCAACAGAAGACUUCAAGUGGGUUUUAAGGGUUCGAGCAAAACAACUGCUGUUCCUUCCAGUAAGUCAAAGGAAGAAUUUUUAACAGUAUUUCAAAGUGGAUACAGCAGCAUUUUUCAGGAGUGCAGUGCUGGAGACAAGGGGGGUGAUACCAUGUGACUGAAGGUAGAGCUGGACCAGGAAAGUUUACACAAACUCUGUGAUUAGUGCAACCCUGAAGUGCAACCCUGAAAUCAACGUCAGCCUUGAGGCAGGACCUUGUUCUUGUGCUGUGCCAUCACUGCUCUGUCUGCUCAACUCUCUCAAAGCAGCCUAAAUGUAAACACAUUUGGCAUAUUAAACAUUUAUUUCUGUUCCUCCUGCUUCGCCUUCACUGCUUAAUUGGUCCUUUUUCCUUAAAAGAUCCUCUUUUACCCCCUCAGCAGGACAAAGAACAAGGAUUGACUUCAGGAUGGAAAGAUAGGACAAAUUACAAUUAACUGUAAUAGAUUACAUGUAGAAAAUAGUUUCACAUUUCACCAUACCACUUUCUCUCCAAUUCAGUGCUGCCUUCAGAACAGCUCAGGGGAGAAAUACAUACCACAUGUUUGAGUCAUGCACUCGCCGUUGAAAUCAGAUACCUGUUGGGAAGGGAAUGUGCAGACAUUCACAAUUCGCGUAUUCGAAGCUGCUCCAAACUUCUACAAGGAAAAAAUUAGAAGUCUCAUAUAAACACAACUGCAUCAGCUUUCUUGACUCUACAGAAGCAGUGCAAACAUGGCCAUGCCUCCUCUAAGAGUCACCGCAGUAAGCCUCUCAGGAAAAGGGCAGUAAAACUUCUACUUGGAGCUUUUUUUUUUUUCCUUUAAGGCCUUGAGCAGCAUGACUCAUAACAAGCUGUUCUUAAAAUGGAAAGAAAUGCAGCAGCAAUUAGUGUUUAGAAAUACCAAAUAAUUCCUGCAAGUCCACAGCUGUUUGAGAGCGACCCUGUAAAGCAGUUCCACUCUUGACCAGUACCGUCGCCAGUUUGGGGAUGGAAUUCCAUUACACAUCCACACGAUGAAGUUUCUCCUCCCCAGCAGGGCAGGUGCAGGCCGCUGCUCCCCUCCACCCCAGAGAGGAGGGAGCAGACCUCAUAGCUGCCCCUCUGCCCGGGACGGGGCUUCCCCAGCCCUCGCAGCACACCCGGCUCCAGCAUCGCACCACACUGGGCAAGCUCCAGCCGUGCUUCCAUCAGGGAGAGCCGCCAAGUUCUUGCCUGGCACAGCUGAGCACCUUCCUCUGCUAUUCGGUAACUUCUCGACUACCUCAGCCACAAAAGCCCUCGUACCGCUCCUGCCAUGUCCUUCACCCCCUCACCCUCCCUUCCCCUUAGGCCCCUCAGAAGAUCCCUGCUAUGGAUUAUCUCUUAGAGUACCUUGGUGUAGGCCAAAGGCUCAUUACCGAUCACUGCUUUUGAGAAGUUAAGGGUCUCAUUAAAAUGGGUUUCUUGUACCGGGUAACAGUUAAAUCACUUCAGGAACAGGACUGAGAGGUUGGAACCUGCUGUUCGACAAGAAAACCCACAGCUCAACAAAAGCAGGUUUGGUUUAUUUGAAUGACUUCAUGAAAUAUUCUACAAAGGUAACAAAUGGCAGCACAAAGCGCAAUCGUACAAGAAGCGCAGUGCCUGGGUUUAGUGCAAAACAUACAACUAACUACGGCCAGGGAAGCCCAAAGUUUCAAUUCAUAUUUUUUUAUUUUUUUAUUAUUUUUUUUACAGUGUACAUUGUUAAAUAAUGUAAAGAAAACGCUUGUAAUUCAGAAACAGAUUUUAUGUGGAAAAAGAUACUCAAAGUGUAAUAUUAAACAAAAUAAUUUAACAGUUCAGUAGCAUUAGUUUAUUCCUCUAGACUUCAGUUAUUCAUCCACAGGAGGGGGGGGGGCAAUCAAUGGUAAAUAAAACCAGUU
Messenger RNA from Grus americana (Whooping crane), 4341 nucleotides. It is a transcript of the gene RAD52, whose product is annotated as RAD52 homolog, DNA repair protein. Gene Ontology annotation, biological process: double-strand break repair via homologous recombination; DNA recombinase assembly; mitotic recombination. The transcript is spliced from 14 exons. Gene Ontology annotation, cellular component: nucleus. The coding region runs from base 258 to 1523 and encodes 421 amino acids. The record is from RefSeq and is a predicted model, not a curated record. Lineage: Eukaryota; Metazoa; Chordata; Aves; Gruiformes; Gruidae.